AUGCUAGUAGUUGGAUUAGUUAUAGGAUUUAUUUUAGGAUAUACUGUGUCCAAUUAUAGCGUUCACCAUUUCUUGAUAAAUUCGUUAGAUAUUUCAUAAAUAGAUGACACGUAAAAGGUUUAAGUUUUAAUCUUAAUAAUUCUGUCAUCUAUGAUAUUUUCAUUCCUUGUUUUUAUGCCAAUUAAGAAAAUUAUAAAUGGUUUUGAACAAAUAGAAAGAGGUAAUAUAUAGCCCUAAUACAGAGAGGGAGUAUUUCCAAAUGAAGACAUAAAAUCAGCUUAAAAAUCUUCUCAAAAUAACAUUUAAAGACUUUAAUCAGGAAGCAAUGCAAGCUCAGGUAGUAAUCAAAAAAUUUGA
Tetrahymena thermophila SB210 is the source of this 357-nucleotide messenger RNA. Its product is annotated as transmembrane protein, putative. The transcript has 3 exons. NCBI's taxonomy places the organism in Eukaryota, Ciliophora, Oligohymenophorea, Hymenostomatida, Tetrahymenidae. The record is from RefSeq and is a predicted model, not a curated record.